UUGGGGAUAUUUUAACAAUUUAUGAUAUGCGGCUCUUCUCUCCUACUUUUAAGCAUCGGCAACCAGGCUGCAUCCCUACAGAGCCCCUUCCCUUUGUUCAGUAUUACUCUCUUCUUAACUUUGUUAACACAAGAGACCUUUGUAUGGAAUCUUUUAAUCAAUGGAUUGGGAUGUUUUUGCGCUGCAAAUUUCAGAUGGUUAAAGGGCUUGUGUUUUUGGUGCUUAUGUACGGUGGUUGUUCAUGGUAAAUCAUUCAGUCGUAUUUUUCGGACCAAUCAAUGGACGGAAUACAUUCACUUGUAAUAUUCGAGAGUUUGGUCUCUAGUAGCAAAUGUUAUGCAAGGAGGCGAUAAUCUAGAACAGAGAAUGGGGGCAUGGUCUAGAAGGAAACAGGCUUGUGUACCAUGGUGGUUCAUGGUAAAUGAUUCAGUUGUAUCUUUCAGACCAAUCAAUGGACGGAAUACAUUCACUUGUAAUAUUCGAGAGUUUGGUCUCCAGUAGCAAAUGUUAUGCAAGGAGGCGAUAAUCUUGAAUAGAGAAUGGGGGCAUGGUCUAGAAGGAAACAGGUGUGAGCGUUUCAUGUAAUUAGUUUAUUGUAGUGGUUUUAUUUGUUACAUCCAGUGUGCUGUUUCAUGAUGCUAUCUACACAAAUCAAAUUUUUUGUCAUGUUGGGAGUGUUCUUGUGUAAUGGUUAAUUUCUGGUUUUCAACUAAUAUGAUAAAGAUAACAAAUAGGUCAUCAAUACGCGCGGAAGAUCAAUUUAGAAAGACAAGUUUUUAAGGAACAAUAAUGCGAAAAUAUAAGACUUUGGGAGCAAACUUAAAUACAGCAUGGAUGGAAGUAUUUGCUUUGUACCAUGCAGUAGUUUUGAUCACAUAGCGCUAGCAGACCCAAUGUUGAACAUUUGGCGAUCCCUGCGGCACAUUGAGGCACUUUCAAUAUGUAAAUGUUACUGGUUCUAAACGAAGGUUCAAACAUAAUGAAUGUGGCUUUGGAAAGAUAAGCAGGCAUAGGUGCUAUGUAAAUCAUUUAAGAGAAAGCCCAGACUUCUUAUAAUUUCGCUUUAUCAUUUCCUUCCUACUGGUCCUGGGAUUAGACUAAAUUACGCUAAAUCUAGUUGUGAUUUCCAGCAAAACAAAAAUUAAUAUAACUCUAGUAAACAAAAUCUACAAUCCUAUUAAGGGAAGAUUUGCCUGUCGAUUAGAUAGUACGGGCAAAAAAUUAACAGAAAUGACAAUGGAACUCGCCAACUCACCUGAAAUUACCCUAGUCCGAGGCAAAUCGCCCUUCUGUAGUGCUCACAAAAUUUUUAAAAUAAAAAAGAGAAUUGGGUUGACAUUGGAAAAGAUAUAUGCUGAGGUGGACAGUCCCGAUAAGGUAAUGGGUUGGUGAGAUUUGCACCAUAUGACGACACAUGUUAGUAUAGAUGUACCCCCGCUACAGAUCAUUUGAGGUGGGUCGGAUCGAGAUCACUACCCUCAUGGCCUAUUACUUGAGUAAUUAUCGGAUAACGCUGAGGGACUAAUAUAUUUUGAAAAAUACUAUGAUCCAUUUAUUAACUUAAUCGCAGAUUCACUUUUAUAUUUAUCGAAAGAGUUCAUGUAUAUGAGCAAGUUGUGACAGCCACAAAAUUGGUAACUUUGCAAUUUGAUAUUGUCAUUUCCAUGGGGUAUUUGGGGUCAAAUCUAAUAAUUCUUUGCCCAUUUUUUAUAAGAUUAAUAAUGCCUAGAUAUAAUUAGUGUGGAACACCAAAUACAAAUGUCACUACUUUCUCACAUACAUGAACUAUUCAAUUAAAAUAUAAGUAAAUCCAUGAUUAAGUUCUUAUAUGGAUCAUAGUAUUUCUGAAAAUACAUAUCAGUUCCUCAUUAUCCGGUCAUUGGUCAUGUAAUAAGCCUUUGGGUGAUCUCGAUCCGGCCCACCUCAAAUGAUCAGUGGUGGGGUAAAUUUAUACCAACAUGUGUUGUCAUAUGGUACAACUCACCAACCCAUUAUCAUAUCCUGACCAUCCAUCUCAUCACAUAUUAAUCCUAUGUGGUCUAUUUUUAAUUUAAGAAAUUUUGAGGGCACUCCUUGACGGCGAUUUGCAGCGAACUAGGGUAAAUGUCAGGUGAGUUGGCGAGUACCAUUUCCGUUUUUGUUCAGUUUUUGCCCGUAUAAUUUGAUCAACAAGUAAAUCUUUCCUUUAGAGGAUUGUAGAUUUUGUUUACUAGAGUGAUGUUAAUUUUUGUUUUGCUAGACAUCACAACUAGAUGUUAGCUUAAUUUAGUCCAAUCCUUGGACCUGUAGAAAGGAAUUGAUAAAGCAAAACUGUGAGAUGCCUUGGCUUUCUCUUGAAUAAUUUAAUAAAUAAAAAUCCAAUGCUCCAAUUUUAUUCAUGUAAUAAGUAUAUUGAUUAAGUUUCUAAAACUGCCAGAUAGUGUGAUAAUAUUAAUUUUCCAGAUAAGUUUUACUUGAUUGUUUCCUUUAAUUUACCGUUAAAUGUGUUAAAAUCUAAUACAUGUCAAUAUUAUCUUGUUUUUAUGAUAUCUUGACUUGAUGAGAUCAAUUAAGGAAAUAGCGGUGUAUGAUCUGACACUUGUAAAUAUUAAGGCAAUCAUUAUAUGGUUCUCACAUAUUUACUGAAUGUUUUGGAAGAACGUAAUUUAGUGCAGGAACAAAUUAGUGUGACAUGCUGUGUAGGAUUAAAAUAAAUUUGCUUAACUCCUCUUCUUCUUCUCUGUGUCUUCCUCUGUUACUUUGCGGGUACAUGUAAACCUGAAUUUACUUGAUGGUAGUGUGAAAUAGAACAUAAUCCUUAAUACACUAGUUGUGCUUCACAUUUCAUUGUAUCGCUUGUCUACUAAGAAUUACAAUGUCUGUGAAUGCAAUUGUUUUUAUGAAUGAAACAUGCCAAGCUUUCGAGUAUGCAAUUUAAAUAAUUAUUUUGGGCUUACUAAUAGCUGCCCAAGUCAAGCUAAUGUUCUUCCAACUAGCAUAACCGAUAAUAUGCUUCGUGACCUGUUAUUUAUAAAAGAAGUCCGUUUGUCCAAAGACUUCACAGUGUUGAUUGUUGCUUUAGUUAUAUUAGUCACUGUGAUACUCUGUAGACAGUAAGAAACAUAACACCUGAGGAACCAGACAGCAUUUGGAGAACCCCAUAUCUAUGUGAGAUAUUAGAACUAAUCUAAGCCAUUAGAUCAAUCUAAUCUAAUGGCCCCCUAGAUUUUGGUAGGUAACGUAACUUAGACAUUCUGAUGUGUCUAUUAAAGCAACCUGAAAGAGGUCUAAGUACUUUGAAGUACCACUUUUUUGACAUUUUGGAUUUUUGUGUGACCCUUUAAUCAGAAUUAUUGGAUGUCGUAUGCUUAGAAUUUUGGAUGCUAAUGAAAAAGAAAAUGAAGACUGAAAAGAAAUGGUAUUAUACUGUCAAACGAUGUGGAUAGUAAAAAUCUUUUCUGUGGAUAUCCCUUUUUUUUUGUACUUGUCCAUUUAAGUUGAAGUACUUCUACAAACUUGUAAGAGUAGUAGUAAAUAUCUGAAAGAAGCACAAGGAAAGAUAUUUCCAGUCUGACUAUUAUGUAUCUGUGGUUAUUAGGAAGGACAAGAGCUUGAGAGAAUCAGCCCAUUUUUCCAACGAAGGUGGAAUGGAAGUGGUUGAAAAGCCUGCCUUGGGUGGAAUGGAAAAGGCAUUUUGUAAUAAUGUUCUUAGGCGGAUUGUUGAUUUCUUUGCGGGGCGGUUGAUAAUUGACUAUUUCUGGAAUGCUCCACGAACAGUAAAACAAGGAAGAGAACGGAAAAGGAUUUGCAGGAGAUCGGGUGACACAGUUUGGGGAGCAUGGAGCAUUCUUCCUGUUGAACUUCUGGUUUCAAUUUUGGAGAAAUUAAGUAUUGUGGACUACCUGUCAUUUAGGGGUGUUUGUAAAUCUUGGAGGUCUGCAUCUAUUGCUUUCCGCAAAUACUUAAUGGAGCACCAGCAACCCCUAGUUGUUGUUCGGCCAAAGUAUUCGAAAAAGUCUUGUGUAUUGUACAAUAUGUUCGAUAUGAAAAGUUACAAAACAAUGCUGCCAGAUUUGCCUUGCAAGAAAUUAUUGGGUUUGUCAUGUGGGUACCUGAUUACAAUUGACAGAAACCUACGCUUUUGGCUCGUAAAUUUAAUGACAAAACAUGAGCUGCGUUUUCCCUUCCUUCCUGGUAUGGGUGACCGAAAUUGGUUUGAAUUUUCUGCUCGCCUCUUUCGGUCCACUCGGCUUUCAGAAACUUUCAUGGUUCUUUUCUCUCGGACAAAAAAUUAUAUUUGGUUAUCCAAAAGUGGGGGCAGCAGUUGGCAGAGAUAUGCUUUAUUCGACACAAAAGCCAGUACUGCAGAUGUGAAGAUUUUUUAUGGCAAAAUCUUUGUUUUGACAUCAGAUUUACGUUUGGGAGAAUUUAAUCCGAAGGCAGGUUCUGGUCCGAAGUUCUCCAAAAUCAGAAUCCCUUUCCAGGUUUCAUCUAAUAUGCAUUUGAAGUUGGUAGCGUCAGACAAUAAGCUAUACAUGACUGUAUUGAAUAGUUAUCUCUAUCCUGCAUUGGACCGUUAUCUUUCAUUAUUCGAAAUUGACCAUGAGACAAUGGAUAGAGCAAAACAGAUUCAUGACUUGGGUGCAAAAUCUUUAUUUCUUAGUUCGUACAGUUCCGCUGUCGUCAAUACAACUGGUUAGGGAGCAGGUAACUGUGUCUGUCUUCUCCACUUUAAAGAUUUGAAUAAAUGUUCUUUAUUUAACCUGACUGGAAAUCGGCUAGAAACAACUCCUGUUGUUUGGGAUGGUCAUUUAUUGCCAUAUUUUUGGUAUUUUCCUAGUGAAAUUUGGUCAAUUAGUUGUGUCAGUGAUGAGUUUGGCGCAUGAUCACUUCUAAAUCUCAUUCAGUUUUUUUAAUUAAGUCUGUAGUUUUUCUCUUCAUUUUACAUUAUGGAACUUUGAUGUUUGCCUUAGAGGCCCCAGACAGAACUCAAAUGUCAUUCUCUGUAUUUCUUAUUGGCACCAUGUUUUUUCGUGUAUAAUACAGAUUCAUAAGGAAAAAUUUCCCAAUUUGAAGCUGCAGUUUAAUAUAGUUAUAUAUUUUUACUGAGCAAACUUUAAUUGAUAGAUGAUUACUUUAUUUCUGAAUUAUGGUAGUGACAAAUAGAUAAGUUAAUUUUCAAGAAGGAGCUGCAGUUUCUUCCAUCUCUUUCUCCUGCCAGAUCUUUGCAUGUCCAACUCUUUUUCCAGCCGCUGUGUCAUCAAGUGCUGCUUACUUAAACCAACUCCUUAAUUUCUGAAUGAAGGGCCUUUAAGUCUGUCCUUCCAAA
This is a messenger RNA of Daucus carota subsp. sativus, 5308 nucleotides long. Its product is annotated as putative F-box protein At4g22170. Gene Ontology annotation, molecular function: protein binding. The transcript is spliced from 4 exons. The record is from RefSeq and is a predicted model, not a curated record. NCBI's taxonomy places the organism in Eukaryota, Viridiplantae, Streptophyta, Magnoliopsida, Apiales, Apiaceae. Bases 3627 to 4679 code for a protein of 350 amino acids.